AUGUUCCCCAGUAUACCACUAAUUUUCCAGCAAAAGCUGGCGAAUCAUACACCCAAACCGCCAAAAAAUAGACAUCGUAUGCAGCAAAGAAGGUAUAAUCCGUAUGAAAAACGGACAGGAUUCAGGGCGACAAACGGGACAAGUCGUGGUACCUUCAAAAGAUUCGCACCAAGACAAGAUCAAUUUCAAAGGGGAGGAGUGGGCAGAGGUUCCAGAUAUUCAGAACAGUACACGUGGCAAGGAUUUCAGAGCUCAGAGAUGGCAGCAAAUAAUCAUAUCCCUAUCCUCCAUGCUUUUAACAUCUCACCUCCGAAACCAAUUGAAACAAUUCGAUUAACUGACGUCCCGUCAACCUCAACUGUCCCAACUGUACAGUCAGAUCAUCCCGGAUCAGCCAAUAUAUGUUCUAGUUGGUUGGCAAAGAAUCAAUGUCUGACACGUCAUAAGAAAGUGGAGGAGAUAGUCGUAGAUGAGAGAAACAAUCUGACUGUGGUAGAAGAUGUUGCCGACGAUGAUUCAGAUAUCGUAAUAUUAGAGGAGCCAAAAGACAAAGAAGAGAAAGAGGAUUUGAAAAAUAGGAAAAUUGAAAAGAAGAAGAAGAAGAAAAAGAGAACAUUAUCCACGUUGACAGCAUCAUCCGACGACAGCAUUGUGAUUAUUGGGGAGUAUUCUUCAACAGCUCAAAAUAAUACUACAAUGACGCAGUUGGAGACUAAAAUGGCGGAAACCUUUUGGUCCAACAAUUCUGCAUCAUCUUCAAAUCUAAUUCAACAACCAGCGACAACAUUCGUCGCUAGUUCAUUGUCCAAUAUCUCACCGAAUCGUUCGUUAUGUAAAAUUCUCGAUGGAUUUUCCAAGGAUUGCACAGCGGCUAAACGAGCGGCUCGUCGAUGGAAUAACGUGAGAUCCCUCACUCAAAUCGUCAAAAAUCCGGCAAUCAAAACAUCACAAUUCACGAUUUGUUCGUAUAAUGUAUUAUGCCAAAAGACAAUAGCGAGAACUAGUUAUUUGUAUCGACAUUUGAAAAGUUGUGAAAAUUUUUUGGAAUGGAAUCAUCGGUGGAAAGGUCUUCAAGAAGAAUUACCGACAUUUGAUGCUGAUGUAUUGGGACUUCAAGAAGUUCAAGUCGAUCAUUUCGAAGAACAUUUCGAACCAUUUAUGAGAAAACACGGCUACGAAGGAAUAUAUAAGCAGAAAUACGGAACUGAACAGAAAGACGACGGAUGUGCCAUCUUUUAUCGUCCCGAGAAGUUCGAACGUGUUGGUUAUCAAGAAGUGAACUAUUUCAUAUCACCGAAUUCCAUUUCAAAUCGAGAAAACAUUGGUCAAAUUCUGGCUCUUAGGUGUCGAAUUACGGGAGAAAUCAUCCUGGUUGCAAACACUCAUUUGUUGUUCAAUGAAGAACGUGGAGAUGUCAAAUUGGCUCAAUUGGCAAUUCUAUUUGCCUCGAUAUACAAGAUGAGAUCAGAUAUCGGACUUUCUACUCAAUUCAAAAAUUCAAUACCGCCUGUAUUGGUAAUGGGAGAUUUCAAUAUGGAACCGAACUCGAAGAUAUACGAUUUUAUUGUGAAUGGAAAACUGUUCAUCGAAGGAGAAUCAAUACGAACAAUGAGCGGACAAAGCAUUCGACCCGGCGGAAAAAAGUGUGAAUCAGCUAAACUGCUGUUUGAAACUACCGUAGGACUGAAUUCAAUGUUUACCCCAAGUGGAAGUUCCGGCCGACUUCCCGUACUCGAUGGCUAUAUUCGUCACCCGUUUCAAUUCUUCUCCGCUUACCAUCAAGGACUGACGACGAGUCCUCACCAAACCAGAAAGAUUUCAACGUAUCACAAGGAUGCAGCAGCUCCAGAUUUCAUCUUCUUUACAAAAGAAAACACAAAAUCGGGAGACGACAAGCUUCAACUUCUUGAAUGCUUCGAUCUGCCUACAUACGACACCCUAACCUCCGCAGUUCCAUGGCCAAACCGGCACGUACCUAGUGAUCAUUUACCGAUAAUGGCGAAAUUCGAAUUGACCAAAGCCACUUUAUAA
This is a messenger RNA of Caenorhabditis remanei, 2031 nucleotides long. RefSeq lists its product as uncharacterized. The transcript has 10 exons. NCBI's taxonomy places the organism in Eukaryota, Metazoa, Nematoda, Chromadorea, Rhabditida, Rhabditidae. The record is from RefSeq and is a predicted model, not a curated record. Gene Ontology annotation, molecular function: 3'-5'-RNA exonuclease activity. The coding region runs from base 1 to 2031 and encodes 676 amino acids.